GAGAAAGAAAGAGAGAGAGAGAGAGAGAACAUCUCCUGCAGGCAAUCAGGCUGUUGAAAUUGCAGAGACAGACGGCACAAGCUGCAAGAGAGAGUGUGACUGUGUCUCGCGCGCACGCUUACACACGCAUGCUCGUGCACACACACACACACACACACUCACACACACUGGCAAGCUCUCACUCUUGAGGAGGCAAGCAGCAAGCAGCAGGUCACCUGGAGAGUCGAGGGAAAAACACUGGGCUAGAGCUGCUCUUUCCUCACGUUGUGAGCCAGCACAGCUUGGACCGGACCUUGACCGUCUCCCUGGCUUCCUCCUCCACCAACCUCCGAGCCGCUAACCUCCAGCCGGCGACCCUCACCCUCGACGCCCAGUGAGCAGAGCGGAUCUCCCAGCUGGACUCCUGCCUCCACCCGCCGCCAUGAACUUCCUACGCCGACGCCUCUCCGACAGCAGCUUCAUCGCCAACCUCCCCAAUGGCUACAUGACGGACCUCCAACGGCCGGACCCUCCUCCUCCUCCGCCACCCACGGCCGCCUCCGCCAUUGCCACCGCUGCCCCGGCCUCCCCAGUGGCCUCCGCUCCUGGUCAGGCGCCGACUCCUGCCCGGUCCCCCUCAGCCUCGCCGGCUCCGGAGCGGCGGCCCCAACCGGCCCAGUCCAGCGGCACGGGCUUCUUCAGCUCCAUCACCAACGUGGUCAAGCAGACGGCCGCCUCGGCCGGGCUGGUCGAGCAGGCGCCGGCUCCAAGUCACAAGAAGUUUAAGAUCCUGCUGGUCAUCGAUGAGCCACAACACGAGUGGGCAAAAGUCUUCCGCGGAAAGAAAGUUCAAGGAGAAUAUGACAUCAAAGUUGAGCAGGCUGAUUUUUCUGAGAUCAACCUUGUGGCUCAUGCUAAUGGGACCUGCAAUGUGGACAUGCAAGUCAUCAGGAAUGGGACUAAAGUGGUGCGGUCCUUCAAGCCUGAUUUUGUUCUCAUCCGACAACAUGCCUACAGCAUGGCAAAGAACGAGGAUUUCCGCAACAUGAUCAUUGGGCUGCAGUACGCCGGUGUCCCCAGUGUCAACUCCCUGGAGUCCAUUUAUAACCUAUGUGACAAGCCAUGGGCGUUUGCUCAACUCAUCGGCACUUGCAAGAAGCUUGGCCCUGAUAAAUUUCCACUUAUUGAGCAGACUUACUAUCCAAACCAUAAGGACAUGAUAUCCAUGCCCACGUUCCCAGUGGUGGUCAAAAUUGGCCAUGCCCAUUCUGGUAUGGGCAAGGUAAAAGUGGACAAUCAUAGUGACUUCCAGGACAUUGCUAGUGUGGUGGCUAUAACCCAGACCUACACAACCACAGAACCUUUUAUCCAUGCUAAAUAUGACAUCAGGGUCCAGAAGAUUGGAGGAGACUACAAGGCUUACAUGAGGACCUCCAUAUCAGGAAACUGGAAAUCAAACACGGGUUCUGCCAUGUUGGAACAAGUGGCCAUGACUGAUAAGUAUAAGCUGUGGGUAGAUACUUGCUCUGACAUCUUUGGAGGUCUGGAUAUCUGUGCAGUAAAAGCCAUACAUGGAAAAGAUGGGAAGGACUACAUCACUGAGGUGGUUGGAUCCUCUAUGCCUCUGAUUGGAGAGCACCAAGGUGAAGACCGGCAACUCAUUGCUGAUGUUGUUUUAGCCAAGAUGAACCAGGCAGGGAGCCGAGCCCCCGCACGCCCUCCUCAAAGGCCCAUCCCCCCAGCCCAGCCCCCAGAGGGAGCCCCAGCAAAGGAGACUGUGACGGAAACCGCCAAGAUCCCUGGGCAGCGACCACCACCACAAGGGGGGCCAGUGCAACCCCAAGAGUCGCAAACUCAGAGUAAGGAGUCUCCGUCAGAGCCAGCUCCCCGUGGGUCCUCCCCGGAACCAGCCCCACCCAAGCCGACUCCACCCCCACCCAAGCCGACUCCACCCCCCACCACUCAGCAGCCCAAACCCCAGCAGCCUAAACCCCAGGGGGCGCCCGCGCCCACACCUGCUCCAGGCAAGCCCACAGAGCUCCCUCCCAAACCGCAGUCCCCCAAGCCCCCUAAGCCAGUGCCUCCCGUUCGGAGAAACUCCAAACCUCAGCUCCAGCCAAAGCCCCAGACCCCACCUCCAGCCAAAGCCUUCCCAAAGCCAGCUCCACCUGAGGCCCAAAACCAGGCUGCAGCUCCCACUGCGGCGCCGGCUGAUCCUGGCCCGGCGCAGGUCCAGUCCCCAGCUAAACCCCAGCCCCCGCCUAAGAACAUACGGAAAGAUGAGCCACUGACUGAAGCCCCCGCUGCCACCCCACCUGCCCCUGCGGCCGCCCCAGCAGAUGCCCCAGAACCCUCUGCCGUACCCGCCGCUGCUCCAAGCCAGGAACAGCCCCCUGUUGAGGAGCAACCACAGCAGAAGUCAACUCAUCCCCUACUAAACAAAUCUCAAUCCCUGACCAAUGCCUUCAGUGCCUUUGGUGACACGUUCCGCUCCAGCAACGAGGAUGAAGCCAAGGCAGAGACCAUUCGGAACCUGAGGAAAUCUUUUGCCAGCCUGUUCUCAGACUAGUGGCUACAUCUAAGCUUAACUGACCUAUUUGUGUCCUGGUCCGAGAUUCAGUCUAUGUAAAUGUAUACGUUCUAUCUUCCCUCCUACCUGGCUAUAUGUGUGAGUAUGAAUUUGAAAUAUGGAGAGUGUUUGUACAGUAUCAGUUUGAGGUAAAAAAAAAUAUGUUUGUGUAUGUGUUUAUAAGUCCUAUUGGUCUGAACAUGGCUGUCUGUAUAAGGAAUGGAAUGUUAAUGUACUGUUGCAUGGUUACAAAACAUGGAUGGCAUCAGUGAGAGCAAAAGGAGGAGAGGUCAUGUAGAGUUAUCCUUCGUCCCUUGAUGUUGUAGCCUUAUUGUAACAGUGUGUUUUUCCAGACAUGUAACUGUGACUUAUUUUCCUUCCUUUGCCCACCCCACUCUUGCAUAUAUCUAUAGAUCAAUCUCAUAGAAUUCAGUAUAGAAACAUUAGUUCAAUAAUACCUCUCUUAAACAAGUGUCUUUUCAAUAAAGCAAUCUUUCCCAGUUCCAAGGUUCCUAUACUGUACUUAGUACUGCAGAGCUGGAGUGUUUCUUCCCAGUUCUGACUCUUCAGAGAGAUGCCCAUGUUUUAUCACCUGGCUUGGGAUCAAGUUGCUUUUACCCAUGAGUGCCAUGUAAGAGGUAGUGCCCUUGCGUAUUGUAUCGUAUUGUACGUGAGACAUCUCAGGAGUUUUUUUUCUUUAUUUUUGUAAAUGUAUUUAUCUCUGCCUCCAUACUGUUCAUGUUGUGUUCUCUUUGUACACAAUAUCUGCUUUGCAUGACUCGUUGAGGAUUGUUUCUUUUCUGUACAGGUGUCAAUAAAAGUGUGGCUCCACCAUUCUA
Alosa sapidissima (American shad) is the source of this 3387-nucleotide messenger RNA. RefSeq names its product synapsin IIb (gene syn2b). The transcript has 13 exons. Gene Ontology annotation, cellular component: synaptic vesicle; synaptic vesicle membrane. Gene Ontology annotation, molecular function: ATP binding. The coding region runs from base 422 to 2548 and encodes 708 amino acids. Gene Ontology annotation, biological process: neurotransmitter secretion. The record is from RefSeq and is a predicted model, not a curated record. Lineage: Eukaryota; Metazoa; Chordata; Actinopteri; Clupeiformes; Clupeidae.